CAAGAGGAGACAUUUGGGCCGGAAGCUGCUGAGCCAGAAACCAGGGCUGCGGCUGCAAGAAAGUUGAGUGUUUGCUGUGAGAAGAACAAAUCAACACCACCUUUAACCAUUAACAUCAUGGCAGCAGAGCUCCUCCAGGCCACUGGGGGCAGAAUGGAGCAGAUGGAACAGCAGAUGAGGCAGGUCUCCACCUCCUCCACAAGCUCCACCAAGCUGUGGAGAGUGUCCCAGGGCUUGUCAAGGAACAUGGAAGAGCAAUCUGGAGUUCAGCGUAAGACAUCAGCUGUGGUGGAGACCUUCAGCCAGGUACAGAAAUCCCCACAGAUCCCCGAGGGAGAGUCUGUCCCAGAUUUCGAGGAAAAGCUGCGCCCCGUCUCGGCCCAAGAGGGCGGUGAUGCCGUGUUCAAGGCCAAGGUGAGUGGGAACCCUCAGCCCACUGUCCUGUGGGAGCGAGCCGCUGGGCGCCCACUGCCUGCUGCAGCCAAAUCUUUGUGCGACAACAUCAACAGUCAGCAUACACUCAAGAUCAAAAGCUUGGCACAGGAGGAUGCCGAUGUCUACAAGUGCAUCGCUUCCAACAAGCACGGAGAGGCCACAUACUCCGUCUCCCUCAUUGUGACAGAAAAUCCAGCGAUGGACUUCAAAAAGAAGCUGAAGAAACGCAGCGUGGAGAGAAGAGAGGAGAAGAAGAAACCACCUACAGAGGAGGAGAUGUUAAAGAUCCUGUCUGGAGCUGACAAGAAGGACUACGAGAGGAUCUGUGCCGAGUACGGCUUCACCGACUUCAGAGGCAUUCUGAAGAAGCUGAAGGAGAUGAAGAAGAAAGUGGAGGUGGAGAUUGUGCACGUGUUGAAGCCCCUGGAGGACGUCACUGCCAAUGCUGACACCAACGUCGUCUUCGAUACCAUCUUGGAACUGAAGGAUCCGAACAUCCGGAUGCAGUGGUUUCUGGGCACAGAGCUGCUGCGGAUCCAGCACUCUCAUGGGAAAUACGAGGUGAAACAGAUGGGAACCAAACACAUGCUGUGCAUUUCUAGUGUGAGCCUCAGUGACAUGGGAACCUACACUCUGCAGGUUGGAGACAAAAGACUGUCAGCCAGGCUUAAAGUCAUAGAUGAACCCCUGAAAUUUCUAUCUGAAUUCAAGCCAAAGAAAGUAACAGAGCGCCAGACUGCCGUGUUUGAGGUCCGUCUCUCUAAGAAGACAGACGCGCCGCUCAUCUGGAAGGUAAAGGGAAAGGAAGUGAGAAGAGAUGAGAAGUUUGAGGUGUCCCUGUCUGAAGAUGGCCUGACGUACACCUUGAAGAUUAAGGACGUUAAAGUCAGCGACACCGGGGACUACACCAUCAGCAUUGGAGACCUCACUGCGACUGUGCCACUUUUCAUUGAGCGGAUUCCCAUCACGUUUACCAGCAACCUGAAGAACGUGCGCGUGCAGGAGAGAGGAAAGGCCCACCUCGAGUGUGAGAUGAGCUCCAAGGACGUGCACAUCCGCUGGCUGAAGAAUGGCUGCGAUAUCACAGCGAGUCGUCGCUACAUCUUCGUGCGCGAGGGAAAGAGGGCAGAGGUCAUUAUCGAGGACUGCGAGCUGGCAGACGGGGGAGAAUACUCCGCCGUCUGCACUCAGGACAACGACACUCACGAAUAUGUCACUUGUGCCAAUCUAACCGUGGAUGAACGUUUUGCAUCAGUGAAGAGCGGUUUGUCAGACGCUCAGUGUCCCACAGGCUCUCCAGCUGAGCUGUGUGUGGUACUCGAUGAUGAGAAGGUGGAUGGAGUGUGGCUGAAGGAUGGAGUGGAGAUUUCAGAGCUGAAGGGGGUUCAGGUGGUCAAACAGGGAGCCGUCCAUAAGCUAAUCUUCUCUGGUGUGACUCAUUCUCAUGAGGGCAAAUAUACAUUCAGAGCCAAGGGAGCUGAGAGUGAGGCUGUGCUCACUAUUGCAGACGCUCCACAGAUUGAUGCGUCCGUGUUGGACCUGUUGGGCGCCCGGCCUGUGACCGUUAAGGCUGGGCAGACCGCUGCCAUUAAGAUUCCCUUCAAAGGGAAACCGCUGCCCAAGGUCACCUGGUACAAAGACGGGGUUGAAGUCCAGGAGGAUGAAAGAACCAAGGUGGAGAGGACAGCUGACUGCACCUCCCUGGUGCUCAGCAGAUGUGUGCGAGAGGACAGUGGUGCAAUUAUGCUGCGCCUGAAGAGUGACUGUGGCACCGCUGUUGCUAACCUGUAUCUGAAUGUGAUUGACCAUCCAAAGUCUCCUCAGGGGAAAGUGGAGUUCUCCGAGCUAUCAGGAAAGUGUAUCAAAAUGAAGUGGAAGGCCCCCCGGGAUAAUGGAGGGAAGCAGCUGACCAGCUUUGUGAUCGAGCGGCGGGCGGCGGGUAAGAAGUCCUGGACCAGGGCGGGUGAGGUUGACAGCAGCAGCACCGUCUUCAGUGAUGACAAAGUGCAGGAGGGCCAGGUGUACCAGUACCGCAUCAGAGCUGUCAAUGCAGAGGGAAUGAGCGAACCUCUGGAGACAGAAGAGGUGCGUGCUGGAGAGCCUGUAGGUGAGACUUCAUUUACAUCAAAAUCACCUCUCGGAACAGCCGUGAAGCCUCCAGGCACAGCAUCCCAGCCCCAAGUGUCUAACGUAACAAAGAACACCAUGACAGUGAGUUGGAUUCCUCCAGCCUGUGAUGGAGGAGCCCCAGUUCUGGGCUACAUUCUGGAAAGGAAGAAGAAAGGCAGCAAUAUGUGGCUGCAGGUCAAUAAGGAGCUGCUAACAGGUACAAAAUUCACGGUGGAUGGACUGGUGGAUGAUGUAGAGUAUGAAUUCAGAGUCACCAGUGUGAACAGAGCUGGCGCCGGCUCUCCCAGCACCGUCUCUAAUGCUGUUCUCGCCAAAGACCCGAUACGUGCUCCUGGCCUGGUGAGGAACCUGUGUGUGACUGACUCCACAAACUCCUGCAUCUCUCUGCGGUGGACACCUCCUGAGGAAGGAGACCAACCCUCAGGCUACAUCCUAGAGGUGCGUCCUGAAGAUGCUAAGGAUUGGACGAAAUCCACUAAAAUCCCGAUAGCUGGCACUGCCUUCACCGUUGGAGGACUUCAGGAGCGGAUGAAGUACCACUUUCGUAUCCGAGCUGUCAAUGAAGGAGGGCUAGGGGAGACCAUUGAGUUGCAGGAAGGCGUCCUGGCUAUGCCUCCACCUGUGGCACCCAGGUUCGAUCUCCAAGGAAAGCUAAAGAACCAGAUGGUGUUACGCGCCGGAGCAACACUUUGUCUGCACCUCAGCUUCACUGCGUCACCUCCCCCAGUCAUUACCUGGUUUAAAGAUGGCAUCCUCACUACAGGAAGAGAAGUCAUUACCAAGAGCAAGACCAACUCCCAGUUCCUUAUUUCCUCGUCUCAGCGAUCUGACUCUGGUGUCUACCGUGUUCACCUGAAGAACGACAAUGGAGAGGCUCACUAUAAUGUCAAUGUGAGGAUUACAGACUUCCCUCGACCCCCCCAAAACCUGCGUCUGUUAGAGGAGGUCCCGGGCACGGUGACCCUGCAGUGGGAUCACUCUCCUGACUUAAUCGACAACAGUGAUGGAGCCCAUUACAUUAUUCUCAAACGAGACACCAGCACUGCCUCCUGGUUCACUGUGGCCGAGCGGGUCUUCAGCAGCAGGUACACAGUCACUGGACUGCUUCCUGGGAGGAAGUACUACUUCAGGGUCAUUGCACAAAACUCUAUCGGGGACAGCGACCCACUGGAUUCAAAGGAACCCGUCAUCAUUGCAAAGGAAACGGAGUGCAUCAGCAGCUUGCGGUUGAAAGAACAUACCUCACCAGCACGCAAAGUGAAGCCAACUUUCCUGUUGCCUCUCAAAGACCAUGCUGUUCGCAGAGGCCAUGACUGCACUAUGAGCUGUGCCUAUCAGGGCCUGCCAACUCCACAGGCCUGCUGGUAUAAAGGAGAAUCGAAGAUCUCUGACUCCUCCCGGUUCUGGCACAGCACAGCUAACGGAGUUUGCACCCUGGUCAUCCCCACCUGUGGAGCUACAGAUGGUGGAGAAUACACACUAGUGCUGGAGAACUCUUUGGGGACGGCCAAGUGCUCCUGCAGCCUUGUGAUCUUUGAUAAGGAUGACAAGUCUCUGUUGGAGAGCCUGACCAACCAGGCAAACAAAGAGAAGCUUAUUUUGUAAGAAGUCUCCAUAAAGCGCUGCCGUCACACACACAUUUUGAUUGCUUGUCUGACAUUUUAGCUGCAUGACACCGACAACAACUUUGUUUUGUGACAUCACGGAAAAUGUUGAUUGACAUCAUGUUUUUACCCUUUAUUUCCCAUGGCUCAGUCAUUGCAUAAAGUGACCACUAGAGGUCAGACUUGUUCCCAUUCAUUCAAUGGGAAUCUACUUGAGAGGCAGAUUAAUGUUUGGCGUGCUGGGGGGGAUUUUCCCUCAUUACUGAGAUUAGUCAGCCAGUGAAAUUGUACUUUCUCUCGCUUGAGGAAUUUGACUUAAGUCUUUUCUCCCCUUCUUUCCAACUUGAUCUGUUUCACAAUCUUUUCUGUGCAAGCCCACGUGCCAGUCAAGUAGAAUGGUUAGAGAGUGAUUCCACAUAGCAUUAAAAACUAAAUCUACAACCAAUUACACAAUUUGUCGACAUGUGUGUCACUUAUCCACAUAAUGAACGUGUUUAUUUUGUAAUUACAAUGUUCGGUGAUUUUAAAGUACCUCAAAAUGUAUCACAAACAAAGAAAGAAAUCAUUUAAGUACAGUUUCAAAAUAUCAGUGCAACACAUUUUCUUCUUUUAUGCAGUAGAAUCGUAUAUACAUUAUUGGAUUUAAAAUUAAACAAUGGUGCUCACUCCAAGACAAACAAAAUCAGAAACUCUUCUUUCUUGAAGCAGAACAAACAAGACAAAACUUGACACUAGCGCUAACUCAGCAAAAGGUGACCCAUUCUUGGACUCUGCCGUGUUCUCUGGAAGCAUAAACGACACACUGGGACACUAUAUAGGGAAGAGGGAAUCAAGGGCAGGUGCGAGUGAUUACUUAAGGAUCACCAGGUGAAGUGCAUGAGGGAAUUAGGGGAGAUGUGUCAAGACAGAUGAAGGAACAACGCGACAGGAAGACAUGAACGUUUACCGAAAUAAAAGGAAGUGAAAAUCAAACCCAACACCAAAAGUGAUAUGAACUUAAAGUGGCUUUAAACAUAAACUGACUAAACAAGACCAAAACACUAAGAGAUCUGACGCCUCGUGACACAUCCACAUCAGAGGAACUGUGUAGAAGAACUGAUCAUUUUUAAGACAAGACAAAAUGAUUGCACAAGUUCAUACAUCAUUUUAAAUGUGAUAUAACAUAAUAUUAGAUGUAAUAUAUGGAAAGUAUCAUAGAUUUUAAUGUUAUACUUAAUAUUUGGUUGGAAAUCCACUUUUCAGCUCAUAGAUGUCACAAGACAUGUUGUUAUUUUCCUAAAGGGACGAUAUGUAUGAGAGAGCUGUGAGUCUAAUACUAUGUAUCCAGUGUGGUUUAAACACACAUUUUUAUUUCAAACCUCGACUCUGAAAGUCCAUUGUCACAUCACAGUGAUUGUUCAUUUCAAAUCCAAACGUGCACAAACAAAACAAAGAGUGAUUUAAAAGCAUCGGUAUGAGCCGAGUGUUCUGCUACUUCUUAAGAGAGAGUGAGUGUGGCCCUGUUAGGUGCUGCCAAACAGACAGAGAGGUGACAACCCCACUUUAUCCUGACGUCACCAUCCUGGCUCCUGCAUAACUCCAUUCACAAAGUGACACCAAGGGACUGGCAGUGCUUUAAUGCCAGGUUCAAAUCAAUAAAACACCAACAGGCUCCAAACCAACGUCACUGGUACCUUCCUCCUCUCCACUGCUCAGCUACAGCACAAUAAGGUGGAAGUGCUUUGCAGUGACAGCCUGAAUAGUCAAAUUACGCAUUUGACAGAAACAAAAGGCUGCUGCACCAAUGGGAAAGUGAAUAAUGUUCUUGAUAUUUUUGAUACAAGCCAUUUAUAUUAUUAUCAUUGUUGUUAUUAUAAUACGUAUGAGAUACAGGAUGAAAAUCGGAGUUUUUAGUCGUUACUGAGAUGCAUCAUUUUCAGAGAAGACUUCAUAGACUUCUUUGAUGGUAAGACCAUGGCAGCAAGUGAAUGAAAUGAAUUGGGAGAGAACUGGCACAGACACAGGAAUAAACUUGUGAUCAGUGUGUGUGUGUGUGUGUGUGUGUGUGUGUCUAAUAAAGCAGAAAACCUGAGAAAACGGAAGAGUCCAGCCUGAAUGAGUUUCCACAGGACUGUGGGCUGUUGAAAGUCAGACAAUAGAGUGCAGCAGUUACUAGAACAGAACUGUCUGUUGUCCUCCAGCUCUUUCUGCCUUAAUGGCACUUCAGCUUCUGUAGCAACACAAAACACCGGUUAUAAAUAUCUGCUGACAUU
Solea solea (common sole) is the source of this 6421-nucleotide messenger RNA. Its product is annotated as immunoglobulin superfamily member 22-like. The transcript is spliced from 26 exons. NCBI's taxonomy places the organism in Eukaryota, Metazoa, Chordata, Actinopteri, Pleuronectiformes, Soleidae. The record is from RefSeq and is a predicted model, not a curated record. Bases 118 to 4170 code for a protein of 1350 amino acids. Gene Ontology annotation, molecular function: protein binding.